UAGUUUGGUUCGUAAACACUCCCCUUAGUUUUCUCUCCUCUGCCCUUAAUCCUCAGUCAGCAGCAAUUUUGUAUCUGAAUUAGCGAGGAAUUAUUGAUUUCCUCCAGUAGCUUCUCAAUUUUUCUGAGUGAUCUCUACAGAUGGUUUGCUUUUAGGAUAUUUUUAAGGGUUGGUGGGGAGUUGGAUAAAGAUUUCAAUAUCUUCAUGUGUUUCGUAUGAUGUAACGAAAAGGGUUUUCUUUUUAGGCUUCUCUCAGUUAAGAUUUUAGAUUUAUAGAGUUUUAGGUUGGUGAUGAAAAUAAAAUAAAAGGGAUGAAGGAUUUCCCAGGGACACCUGGGACUUUUACUGCACUUACUCUUAGGGUUUUGCAGUUUUCAUUUGCAGCAGGUUCAAUUGUGUGUAUUACAACUACACCUGGUUUCUUCGAAUACACAGCUCUCUGCUAUUUGAUUGCAUCAAUGGGUUUGCAAGUUAUAUGGAGCUUUGGGAUCGCAUUAUUUGAUGCAAAAGCAUUGAUUACAAAGAAGAUCCUUCACAAUCUUGUUUUGGUUAGCCUCUUUGCGAUCGGGGACUGGGUUACAGGAAUGCUGUCUCUUGCAGCUGCAUCAGCUUCUGCUGGAUUACUUAUUUUGUAUUUCAGAGAUCUAGGAAAAUGCCAAAGUGACUGCCUGAAAUAUUGGAUGUCCGUCACCCUAGCUUUCAUGAGUUGGGUAAUGAUUGAAAUAUCUUCUCUUAUAAUGUUUUGGCUUUUGGCUGCGGGUUAGCCCUUUAACAGGGGCUCGUUGUUUCUCAUUUCUCUAAUUGUAAUGCACUUAGUGUGCGGAAAUGUAGAGAGAGAACUUGAGUUACAGAAAGAUAAAAUGAAAAAUACUAUACUCCAUAGUUCAUUGUAAACUACAGUUGAUAUAUGCCUAUAUAUGUUUGACUUUA
Molecule: messenger RNA, 930 nt
Organism: Papaver somniferum (opium poppy)
Lineage: Eukaryota; Viridiplantae; Streptophyta; Magnoliopsida; Ranunculales; Papaveraceae
Product: CASP-like protein 5B3
Exons: 3
Coding region: 312-764 (150 amino acids)
Cellular component (GO): membrane
Source: RefSeq, a predicted model, not a curated record